AUGUCAAAGAUUUUAUUCCUUUUCGUAGCUUUCGUGGCUCUCUCCAGCGCUGAAACCUCCGUCCCAGCAUCACUCUUCCAAGGAAACUACGAUGACUUUAAGACCUUCGUGGGAGCUUUCAUGAGCAGUUAUACCGGUGCAACUUACACUCUUCCAGCAACCUGCUUACUCUCCCUUUAAUAGUAAGCAAGGGUUUUCUGCUAGCUCUUAAAGGUUAAUUUUUCCAGAUUCCAAUAUAAACUAUUUAAAAAAGAAAAAUUCAAUUUAAUUUAUGAACUUUAUGUUUAUGCAAACUUAAUAAAAUUUAACCAGAAAUCUCGUUAAAAUAUUCUAUAAAAUAAAAUUUUUGCUCGCUCUUAAAAGCGGGUUAGAUCAAGCCUCACAAGGAAAGCUUGACUCCGACAUGGUCAAUAUCAUUGCCAGCGUCCUCAAAUUCCACCCAUUCGAUGCUUAUAGCAGCAUCAAGACCUUCGGAAAAGACCUCGAAAAAAUGGCCUCAGGCUGUGGAAUGAACCAAAUUAUCACAAACUUGAAUGCUGAGUUAAAGAACAAAGGAAGCUGGUAUGUGGUAGGAAACCUCUUAAUGCAAAGAAACGUCAUUGAAUCAUAUCUUGCUGCAUCCACACUCGACCUCCUUGGUUUUAACUUCCAAAAAGCAGGCAAGAACUUCGGAACUGCUAUGAGGUACAUGGUGCCACCAUACACUGGGAAAGCUUUGCUAUCAAGCGAAUCAAGCGUCAUCAACGAAUUCACCCAAUUCGGAAAAGGCUUACUUGAUGGUUUUGAAGGUCAAGUCUCAACUCCAGGCGCCUGCUAUACAGAUAUUACCAAAUUUGCCCAAAUUUUCACCAAUGGGUAUGCUACAAUUGAAAAAAUUUUGACCUGGGAUAUUGCAGCCAUUGAUACUUUAAUUGCAGAAUUCAAAGAAAUUGAACCUCAGCUUCAGCUUAUUUCAAGCCAAUGCCCAUUCGAAACUUUGUUUGCCACAAUUAAGAAAAGCUUUGUCAGUGAGGCAGGACUUAAAACUUUAUAUGCCAACUAUUACAACUCUCUUGUUACUAUUGACGCUGAUAUUGAAAACGUCCUUAAUUGCUCAAGCGACUUAUACGUCUGUGGAAAGAGCUUACUCCCCCCCCCCCUCCGUGAGUGAACAAAACCAUUAGAAAAAUCCCUAUUUUUUGCCCAAAAAACCCACCAUCCAUGAGUGAACAAAAAUUUUUUAAUAGAAAAAUUUUUUAUGGAAAAAAAAUUAAUAUAUAAAUGAUAAUUAGUAUAAUGAAAUCUAGAGCUAAUUCUGUUUAAUUUUUACGAAUUGCUUUUUAAAACAUAAAUUUCAUAAAUUAAAUUAAUAUUUGCUUUCCAAUUUUUGCGAAUUAGGAUUUUUUUAAUUUUCGAAAAAAAAAAUUAACCCCCCUCCGUGAGUGAACAAAAUUUUUUUUUUCACUCACGGAGGGGGGGGGGAGUUAGGAAACUCAAUUGACUUACUCUUUGGAUGGAACCUUGAGAAGGCAAGCAAAACUCCAGUAUUUCUUUACGAAUAA
Molecule: messenger RNA, 1541 nt
Organism: Blepharisma stoltei
Lineage: Eukaryota; Ciliophora; Heterotrichea; Heterotrichida; Blepharismidae
Source: the annotation of a GenBank genome assembly